Messenger RNA from Trematosphaeria pertusa, 345 nucleotides. RefSeq lists its product as uncharacterized. Bases 1 to 345 code for a protein of 114 amino acids. Lineage: Eukaryota; Fungi; Ascomycota; Dothideomycetes; Pleosporales; Trematosphaeriaceae. The record is from RefSeq and is a predicted model, not a curated record. The transcript has a single exon.
AUGCCCUCCCCCGCCGCAUACACAAUCUACUUCUUCGCCCUCCCCACCUUUCUCCUCGGUCUCCGCGGCCUCUGGGACCCCACCUCCUCCCUGCAAACCCUCAACCUCCCCGCCGCCGCCGCGCCUUCCGUCCAGGCGUCCUCCCUCGGCGCCAUCGCCAUCAGCAUCUUCUACUGCCUCGCCGCGUACCAGGAGAACCGCGCGUUCUUCAAGUGGAGUCUGCUGACGCGGAGCCUGACGACGGCGUGGGCGCUGCGCAUGGGGGGUGGGUGGACGGCGCUCGGGGUUUGGGAGGGUGUUGGCGCGCUGGGGACGGCGGUUGCGCUUGCGGUUGGGAGGGCGUAG